GUGGUAUGCUAAUGAUUUGCCUUCGGUUAUUGUGUACGGUGUCUAUGGCCGGGGGUAGCGCUAAGUGGCUGUCGCUCGUCGAAUGGCUGAAAUGAGAGGAUCACUUACGGUUGACUGAAAAGCUAAACUGUUAAACCAGUCAUUAUAGCUGUGUGUGCUGUUUUCUGCUGAAUAUGCUGUCGGAGGGCAGUUCCUUCAUGAAGGGGAUGGCGAUGGGGGGCUUGUUUUGUUUGGUGGUGUCCCUCAUUGGGAGUUUCAGCUCGGGGGGUCAGCCCAGCGUGGAGCUCCACCUCCACCACCACCUCAAGGCCCCCAGCAAGGAGGAGCUGCAGAGGCUGCCAGAAGCCCACAAGCUGGAGUUGAGCCAGAAGGUGCGCGUUUACUGCAUAAUCAUGGUCCAGCCCAAGGGGCUUCUUCACUGGGCCACUGCCAAGGACACCUGGAGUAAGCACUGUGACCGGGCCGCUUUCUACUCUUCCGAAUCGGCCAAAGCCCUGGAGGCCGUGGACCUGAAGGAGCAAGACGAGUGGGCCAAGCUUCGGAAGGCCCUGAAGCACGCCUACGACAAUGCCGGCGACCUGCGCUGGUUCUUCGUGGCGCGACCCACCACCUUCGCCAUCAUCGAGAACCUGAAGUACCUGGUGCUGAACAAGGACCCCGGUCAACCCUUCUACAUCGGCAACGCACUCAAGUCCGGCGAGCUGGAAUAUGUGGAGUACGAGAGUGGCAUAGUGCUCAGCCUGGAGGCCCUGAGGCGGCUGGUGGGCAUCUUCCACGAUGAGGACAAGUGCCCGGAGCGCGGCCGCGCGAUCUGGAAGCUGAGCGAGGAGAAGCAGCUGGCCGUGUGCCUGAAGUACACUGGAGUGUUCGCCGAGAACGGGGAGGACUCGCGGGGCAAGGGGCUCUUCAACAGCAAGGCCGUGGGCUCCCUCAUCUCCGCCAGCCUGGCCCGCAACCCGCCGGACGUGAUCGAGGGCUGCUGCUCCGACAUGGCCGUCACGUUCAGCGGGAUGACCCCCAACCAGAUGCAGGUCAUGAUGUACGGGGUGUACAGGCUGCGCCCGUACGGGCACGAUUUCCAUGACUCGUUAAUGUUUCUGCCCCCGGAGGGUUCGGACAACGACUGAGCCCGCACCAGGAACCAGUGACGGCAACACUCGAAGAAGGACGCUGUUAUGUGGGGACUGUUUUGCACAAGGUGGUAAUCAUUUUAGUCUUAGUUUUUGAACACUUUUUAGGUUUUAUCACCAACACUCACACUGACACAGACAUAUUCAGAGGAAUUAAUUUUCAGCCUGGAGUCAUUCACUCCCCAAGUGCUGCUAAGGGAAUUUUAAUCCAUUUUUAAUCCAUUACAAAACUGUGUAUGUGUGUGUAUGGGUGUGCCUGUGCAAUACCAAAUAUUGACAGUAGUAACCACCUGGUACAGUUGGGAACCAGGUGUGACCUGGUUUACAACUGGUGUCGGAAGGAAUCGUUAUCGACUUCCAAUUUAUUUGUUUUCAAAUUUUUCUACUUUUUGAUGUCCCAAAAUUUAGUUGUUUCCACUCUGUUGGUUGUCACUGGUUUAUGUAUCAGUGAGGCACAUGGAUACAAGCAAUUAUUAUUAUUUUAACCUGUGUAGCUUGAAAUCUAAUAGCUCAGUGCUGUUAUGUUUGAAUGUUUGAGUUGGUGACUGAUUAUUUUAAAAAGGAAAUGGCUCUUUUUUUGAAAUGUUGCUUUGCCAGACUUGAUGGCCAGACUGCAUAAUGAGCUUUUUACAUAAUUAUUGACUGAAUCAUUGAAUGAACAAUAACCUAUUAAAAACAUUAAUUUAUAGCAUUUUGUAAAAAUUGUGAAACCGAAGGGAUAUGUACUUAUUUUAAUCUAAGCAAACGUAUGUGGGAAUGUGGAAACUGCAGUGCCCUCAUCAGGACAAAGAAAGCCAUGUCCCCAAAAUACACCCACACUGUUACUUUGUCUGAAAUGGUGAAAACUGUCAGGUUACUGAGUGCUCAUCUGGUGUAGAAAGCUGGGGUAUAAUGUCCCUUCCCAGUUUUCCACUUUACUGUCUGCCAAAAUCAGGGUGACUCUUGCUGCAGAAGAAUGUACAGUGUGGGUAUCUUUAGAACAUGAGACAUUUCGUGUUGUCUAUGGCAGACAUGGGUUAGCCAAGUCUUAACUAGAGUACCAGUAAGGCUGUUUUGCUCAUAAUAUCCUAUCAAGAAGGAAGUUUUUUCCCCUGAAGUGAAUUGAAGAAGUUGAGAGAGGAUGUUGAUAUUAAAACAAGAAGUAAAAAAGAAAGUGAUAAUACCAUAUUGGGUAAAUCUGGGAGGCACUGUGUACCUUAUAAAUUAAUCUGGUCAUGAAUGAAGAUGCAUCUGGUCAGUACAUUGAUCACAUUGGUGCUAAUCAUGAUGGUCAUUUUUUUCCUGAGAAAAUGAAGGUUUCCAAUUCAUGUAGAAACUGUAUUUGGAUCUGUUUUCUGUAUGACAUUUCUUUCAAAAAUGUGAAAUAGGAUUUUUUAAAUUAUUAUUUCUGUGAGAAUUCCCAGCCUAACUAGUGCAAUAAGAUUUACGACCUUCGCUCCUUCCACUGGUAAAACCGCCAGUGUUGCUCCCGUUUCAGAUCGAUAAAAAUUCAGCACCCUUAGAAUGAGGGAAAUACAAAUAUCUCUGAGCUGUAGUUAUUUUUAAAAAUUAUUGUAGUCACAUCCAAUCAUAUUAAAAUUUUCUACAGUACAACUUCUUUUGUCCCAUUUUCACCAGCUAUUAUAUUUUUACAAACAUACCAGAAGAGAUACAUUGAAGGUAAUAUGUUUUGUCAAAAACCUAAAUGAUGUAAAUUAUAACUGCUUUAAUUGUGCAAAUAUUUUUGAAUGACUUUUCUAUGCUUUUUCGUAAAUGUAGGAGCUAAUAAAUGGUAUACGAUUAUGUUUUAUGGUGUCGACAUGGUUGCUAAAUGUUAUUUUGAAUCAAUUUUGAUAUUAAACGCAAGACAAAUACU
This is a messenger RNA of Anguilla rostrata (American eel), 2985 nucleotides long. It is a transcript of the gene c1galt1c1, whose product is annotated as C1GALT1-specific chaperone 1. The coding region runs from base 174 to 1127 and encodes 317 amino acids. The transcript has 3 exons. The record is from RefSeq and is a predicted model, not a curated record. Lineage: Eukaryota; Metazoa; Chordata; Actinopteri; Anguilliformes; Anguillidae. Gene Ontology annotation, molecular function: N-acetylgalactosaminide beta-1,3-galactosyltransferase activity.